AUGCCGCAAGUGGAGACCAACGCAGACCUCGACCUCCCGCCAUCUCUUCAGGAAACGAUCAGGGCCGUGCAGCAGCUCUCUAACGGGAAAGCACCCGGAUCGGACGCAAUCCCUGCUGAGGUCUACAAGCACGGAUGUCCCCAACUAAUGGAUCACCGGACUGCGCUAUUCCAGGAGAUGUGGCGUCAAGGUGAAGUCCCGCAUGAUUUCAAAGACGCAAAAAUCGUGCCCCUAUACAAGCGAAAAGGGAAUCGCCAAGUCUGCGACAAUCACCGCGGCAUCUCCCUACUGAACAUCGCCGGGAAGAUCUUCGCUCGCAUCCUCCUCAACCGCUUCAAUACCCACCUGGAACAAGACCUUCUGCCGGAAAGCCAAUGCGGCUUCCGUCGUCAUCGUGGGACCACGGAUAUGAUCUUCGCCGCCCGCCAACUACAGGAGAAGUGCCAGGAAAUGCGGACCCACCUGUACUCUACCUUCGUGGACCUGACAAAAGCCUUCGACACGGUGAAUCGUGAAGGACUGUGGAAGAUCAUGCAGACAUUCGGCUGUCCAAGCGAUUCAUUCAGAUGGUGCGUCAGCUGCACGACGGUAUGAUGGCGCGAGUCACGGACAACGGAGCUGUCUCAGAGGCAAUCGCAAUGACCAACGGAGUGAAGCAGGGAUGCGUGCUGGCGCCUACCCUCUUCAGUCUUAUAUUUCUGCCAUGCUGAUGGACGCCUACCGCGACGAACGCCCGGGGAUCCGACCCGCCUACUGGACGACGGUCACCUGCUGAAUCAACGGCGGAUGCAUUUCCGAUCGCGCGCGUGGAUAUCCACCACCGUUCACGAAUUCCUCUUCGCCGACGACUGCGCCCUGAACACCAUCUCGGAAGAGGAGAUGCAACGAAGCAUGGAUCUGUUCUCCGCCACCUGCGAGAACUUUGGUCUGGUUAUCAACACGCAGAAGACGGUGGUGAUGCAUCAACCGCCACGCCACUCAGCAACGGCCCCCAAUGAGUCGCCGCAAAUCAGCGUGAAUGGGACUCAUUUGCAAGUGGUAGACAACUUCCCGUACCUGGGCACUGCCCUCUCCCGCAACAGCAAGAUCGACGACGAAGUCGCCAACAGGAUCUCGAAAACCAGUCAAGCCUUCGGUUGCCUCCAAAGCACAGUUUGGAAUCUUCACGGACUCCAACUCAGCACGUAGGUGAAGACGUAUAAGACCGUCAUCCUGCCGACGCUGCCGUACGGAGCGGAGACUUGGACGGUGUACAAAAAGCAGGCACGCCGACUGAACCACUUCCACCUCAGUUGUAUUCAUCGCAUCCUGAGGCUGAGCUGGAAGUUCGAAUCCGCUACACCGAUGUGCUGGAACGGACGGGAAUCCUCAGCAACUACAUCACACUGCGACAAAUGCAGCUGCGUUGGAGCGGCCAACUAGUGCGCAUGUACGACGUGCGACUACCCAAACGACUCUUCUACGGAGACGUCGCCACGGGCUCUCACCGUCAAGGAGGCCAAAUUCGCCGUUACAAGGAUACCAUGAAAUCCUCCCUGAAGCGCGUGCAAAUCAACAUGGCCAACUGGGAAGAGCUCGCCCGCGAUUGACCGACCUGGAGGAGGACAGUGAAGACAGGCGCUGCGAUCUACAAAGCCAAUCGCAUCGCCGUCGCCAAAGUGAAACGCGAAGCCCAAUCGGCAUCGAAAACGCACAACCGCUUCCAACAUGUCCUCGAUGUCAACGGGCAUUCCGGGCUCGAAUAGGACUUGUUGGACACCUUCGGAUCAACUGCACUUCUCGAACCGCACCAACCAUCUUCCCCCCGCCCGCCUCUUCCUCCCCGCCACCGCUAACUAAUUCUGACAAUUAUUCUGAACCACCACUUCCAUCCUCGGCCUCCUCCUCCUCCUCCUACUCGUUCUCCUCCUCCUCCUCCACUGCUCCAACGACGGCCGCUCAGGCGACUGUCACGCGCGCAACCGCCGACACUACCACCACCUCCCCCGAAUCCAGUGAUGAGGAUCAGGACUACACCUGCACUCAUUGCGACCGUACAUUCACCUCACACAUCGGCCUGGUCGGUCACUUGCGAAUCCAUCGCACAGAGACUGGCGAACCAGUGCCCGGAGCACCAACCUACACCCACCAAGCCCGUCUCAACUACCCACACUGCCCUCGCAACUUCAGGCAUCUCACGGGCCUAUUCGGCCACAUGCGCAUCCACGACGACCUGCGGUAG
Messenger RNA from Spirometra erinaceieuropaei, 2221 nucleotides. The record is from the annotation of a GenBank genome assembly. Lineage: Eukaryota; Metazoa; Platyhelminthes; Cestoda; Diphyllobothriidea; Diphyllobothriidae.